GGUGUUGGCUUAUGAGGUGUGACACACUUGAACUGGAUACAAACUAGAGCUGACUGAGAGUCUCCGCCAGUGUUCAUCACAUCAGUGGACAAGACACAUUUGAUUUCACUUUCUGUCAGAGGCUGUAGGACAAUCAGUCAAGAUGACGCACCAGUUCCCUUCACUCUCCGAGGCGCAGAAGAGGGAACUACAUGAGACUGCUCUACGCAUAGUUUCUCCAGGGAAGGGCAUCCUGGCUGCAGAUGAGUCUGUGGGCAGCAUGGCUAAGCGGCUGGCCCAGGUGGGAGUGGAGAACACAGAGGAGAACCGUAGACAGUACCGGCAGAUUCUCUUCAGUGCAGACGACCGCGUCAAUGGCUGCAUUGGAGGGGUCAUCUUCUUCCAUGAGACGCUGUACCAGCACUCUGAUAACGGUGUACCCUUUGUCAAAAUGAUUAGGGACAGGGGUAUUCUGGUCGGCAUCAAGGUUGACAAGGGUGUUGUCCCCCUGGCAGGAACCAGUGGAGAAACCACCACACAGGGUCUAGACGGACUGUCAGAGCGCUGUGCGCAGUAUAAAAAGGACGGAGCCGUCUUUGCAAAGUGGCGCUGUGUGCUCAAAAUCAGUGACAGCAAUCCAUCUAAACUGGCUAUCACAGAAAAUGCAAAUGUUCUUUCACGCUACUCCAGUAUCUGCCAGCAGCACGGCAUCGUGCCCAUCAUAGAGCCAGAGAUUUUGCCUGAUGGAGAUCAUGACCUAAAACGCAGCCAGUAUGUCACUGAGAAGGUCCUGGCCGCAGUGUACAAGGCCAUGUCGGACCACCAUGUGUACCUGGAAGGGACUCUCCUCAAACCCAACAUGGUCACUGCUGGUCAUAGCUGCCCCACCAAGUACAGCCCGGAGGAGGUUGCCAUGGCAACUCUGACCGCCUUGCGCCGCACUGUUCCCCCAGCGGUCACUGGAGUGGCUUUUCUCUCAGGUGGUCAGAGUGAAGAGGAGGCCUCUGUCCACCUGAAUGCCAUUAACAACUGCCCUCUGCCCAAACCCUGGGUCCUAACAUUCUCCUUUGGCCGAGCCCUGCAGGCGUCUGCGCUCAGAGCCUGGAGAGGACAUAAAGAGAACGAGAAAGUUGACGAGCAGUUCAUCAAGAGAGCAGAGGCGAACAGUCUGGCAUGUCAGGGGAAGUACACUGGGGGUGAUAACUAUGGCGAGGCUGGCCAGCGCAGCUAUGGGUCCUGUCAUGCAUACUGAGCAGUUUGAGAAGCCCCAUUUCAAUUAGCAUUGUUUUCCUACCAUUACCAUAACAAGGAGGAAUUGUAAUGUAGAUUAUUAGGUCAUUUCAGAAUUCUGACACUCAUGAUGAUGUUACAUGAAAACAAGUGACAGCGUGUUUUCUUGCCUUGACAGAUGAGGACAAUCAGAACAUGACCUUGCAUAUUAUCAAUGCAUGUAUUGAAUGAAAGAUAUUUGCUUUACUUUUGUUGUGGAUUUGCAGUAUGCUCUUGGAACUACAGAUUUAAAAUCCUGCAUGUAUUACUUAAUAUCACACAUACUAACUUGCCAUGUGCUGUACAUAAAUUGAAGUUUGGCUCCAGAGCAAUGAAGUUAGUUUGUAUCACAGCAAAGUUAAUUAAACACGCACAAUUCCCAGCCUAUUGCAUGGAAGUAUCUUAAAGUUGUGCAAAGCUUAUCUGUGUGUGAGUGUGUAGUUUAGGUUUAUUAGUGACCAUGCACAUUUCGAAAUAUUGCACCAGAAUUAGCUUCAAGCUAAUUUGCAUGUGCAAUCUCUAGGCAGAAAGCACAAUCAGCACAACAGUGACUUGCAGCACAAUGUGAUUUUGUGUGUGUCAUCAUUCUGAAUAAUAUUCUCUAAUAGUCUGAUAAACAUAGUUCAAAUGUUAAGCCUUAAAAUAAUAAAACAGUUGUUAGGUUAAGUCUGGUGUGGACAUUUUGUUUCAUGUUAAACAAAGUUAUGUGAUGUCUUCGGCCAAACGACAGUGAGUCACAUACUGACUCACAUGAAUACUGUUUCCUAUAUAAGAAACAUUAACACUAGAUGUAGUAGUGUAACCCAAUGCCCACCAACAAUUUAACUUUCAAAAGUAUUGCAAAUAUAGUAUUGCAUAUAUUAUUCCUCUAACACUCCACAAAAAUGGUCACAUUAUCACAUGUAAUUUUUUCACAUAUUUGAGCAUGUGAUAAUGGCAAUACUGUAUGAUUAAUUUAGACUAAAAGUGGCAUUUCACACAGCAAACUUGACUUUUCCUAUCCUAAUUGCUCCCUUGUCUGCAGUGUGUGGAACAAUAAAUCACUUGAAAAUUUCAAAUUCAGAUAUUCUGGGACAGUUUUUGCAUUUUAAUCUCAUAGUCUGUGUAGUCUUAACACUAACAAUGCUGACUUGGCUUUGUUGACAUGUUACGUUAAAUG
Messenger RNA from Micropterus salmoides (largemouth bass), 2407 nucleotides. RefSeq names its product aldolase C, fructose-bisphosphate, a (gene aldoca). Gene Ontology annotation, molecular function: fructose-bisphosphate aldolase activity. NCBI's taxonomy places the organism in Eukaryota, Metazoa, Chordata, Actinopteri, Centrarchiformes, Centrarchidae. Gene Ontology annotation, cellular component: cytosol. Gene Ontology annotation, biological process: fructose 1,6-bisphosphate metabolic process; glycolytic process. The record is from RefSeq and is a predicted model, not a curated record.